GACGCGCCCGAUUCUGGUUGAAUGCUGUAUUGCGCUGACAACGACACGAUGGAUCCCGGAGGAGCAGAAAGCGACUGGCGGAGUCUGGCUUUCCGUCAGAAAGUGGUCGCACAGAUUGAGGAGGCCAUGAGGAAAGCAGGUGCUGCUCACAACAAGUCCAGCAAUGAUAUGGAGAACCAUGUGUUUGUUAAGGCCAAAUCAAGGGAUGAGUACCUGUCCCUAGUCGCAAGGCUGAUCAUCCACUUCAGAGACAUCCAUAAGAAAGCACAAGGAGGACCAGACCCCAUGAAUCCUCUUCAUAAUCUGACGGGAGUCGGUGCGCCUGGGGCGGGUAGCAUUGGCAUAGGGCCCCGUCCCCCGGGGGCUCCCAACCUGGGGCCAAUGCAGAUGCCCCAGCAUGUGAUGCCUGGUGUUGCUGGAAAUCCUCAGCCCAUUGCGGUUCCGGCACAAAUCCAGAUUCAACAGAUGGUUCAGCAGCAACAGCAGCAGCAACAGCAGCAGCAACAACAGCAGCAGUUCCCCCAGUUUCAGGUACAACAGCCGCAGCAACAGACAGCCCUACAGCUGCAGCGGCUGAAGCUUCAACAGCUGCAACAACAGCAACAGCAGCAGAAUCAGCAGCAGCAGAACCAACAAAGCCAACAGCUUCUCUCCUCACGACUGCAGCAUCAGCAGCAGAUUGUGCAGCAGCUCCAGCAGCAGCAGCAGGCAGCCCAAGCACAGGCUCUGCAGUUGCAGCAGCAGCAGCAGCACCAAGUGCAGCAGCAAGUGCAUCAUCUGCAUCAUCAGCAGCAGCAACAGCAGUCACUGCCUCAGAGUCAGGCCUCCCAGAUGCCUCUGCACCCGCAGCAGACCCUUGGGGGUCAGAUGCCUGGGCAGCACCUUCCCCUGGGACAGCUCAGCCAGCAGCCACAGCAGCAGGCACAGCAGCUCAAAUUUAUUCAGCGCACCACGCAGCAUGUAACUGCUCUGCAGCAGGUGGUCGCUCAGCAGCAAGUGGUCGCCCAGCACCAAGCCCAGCAGCAGGCCCAGCAGCAGGCCCAGCAGCAGGCCCAGCAGCAAGCUCAGCAGCAAGCUCAGCAGCAGGCCCAGCAGCAAGCUCAGCAGCAGGCCCAGCAGCAGGCCCAGCAGCAGGCCCAGCAGCAGGCCCAACAGCAGGCUCAGCAGCAGGCUCAGCAGCAGGCCCAACAGCAGGCUCAGCAGCAGGCCCAGCAGCAGGCCCAGCAGCAGGCUCAGCAGCAGGCCCAGCAGCAAGCCCAGCAGCAGGCCCAGCACCAAGUCCAGCACCAAGCCCAGCAGCAGGCAGCUCACCUCCCCACUGCUGUAUCUGGACAGAUAAUGAUGGGCCGCUCUGGGAUGCAAAUUCCGCCCCGCCCGCCCCGCGUCGCGCUGGCAUCUGCCGCGCCACCAGGUUCUACUAUGGGAGGACAGCAAAUGCCACAGCCGCAUCAGAUGAUGUCGUCGCCCUCCCCAGUGCAGGUACCAACACCGCAGUCGAUGCCCCCACCACCCCAGCCGCAGCCCUCGCCACAGCCGCCCACCUCCCAGCCCAACUCGGCUAGCUCUGGUCCCACUCCUUCUCCGGGGGGCUUCCAGCCCAGCCCCUCCCCACAGCCGUCUCCGAGUCCCAUCACGGUGCGCACACCUCAGAACGGUGGCGUGCUUUCCCCAGGGCCACUCAACACCCCAGGAAACCCAAGCUCAGUGAUGAGUCCUGCCAGCAGCUCCCAGACAGAGGAGCAGCAGUACCUGGAGAAGCUCAAGCAGCUGUCCAAGUACAUAGAGCCGCUGCGGCGCAUGAUCAACAAGAUUGAUAAGAACGAAGAUAGGAAGAAGGACCUGAGCAAGAUGAAGAGUUUGCUGGACAUUUUGACGGACCCCUCAAAACGGUGCCCUCUGCGAACCUUACAGAAAUGUGAAAUUGCCUUGGAGAAGCUGAAGAACGACAUGGCAGUGCCCACCCCUCCCCCACCACCCGUGCCCAGCACCAAGCAGCAGUACCUGUGCCAGCCACUGCUGGAUGCCGUCAUGGCCAACAUCCGCUCGCCUGUGUUCAACCACUCCCUGUACCGCACCUUCGCGCCAGCUAUGAUGGCCAUCCACGGCCCACCCAUCACGGGGCCAACUAUCGCCGCCCGGAAGCGGAAACACGAGGACGACGACCGCCAGACCAUCCCCAAUAUCCUGCAGGGUGAGGUGGCUCGCCUCAACUCCAAGUUCCUGGUGAACCUGGCACCGUCACACUGCAGUAACAAUGGGACCGUGCACCUCAUCUGCAAGCUGGAUGAUAAGAACCUGCCCAGCGUACCCCCACUGCAGCUGAGCGUCCCUGCAGAUUACCCCGAGCAAAGCCCCCAGCUGACGGACGAUGCCCAGCAAUACGAGGCAAACCCCUUCCUGCAGACGGUCCACAGGAACAUGACCUCCAAGCUGCUGCAGCUGCCCGACAAGCAUUCCGUCACAGCGCUCCUCAACACGUGGGCCCAGAGUGUGCGCCAGGCGUGCCUCUCCCCGGCCUAACAGCAGGGAGUAGUGCUUCAGGACCAGCCCUUCUGCACUUGCUUCUCCAGCUCACUUCCUGAUGGAAGAACACUUGUGCUACACAGAAAUACGCUUCAUUACAUGUAAUCCUUAAGAUGUACUCUGGUUUGCUGACUUUUCCUUGGUGUUUUACCUCAUUUGUAUCACCUGAAUAAAUACUCUUUAGUUUGAACUACACUGCUAUGCUUCUCAUGCAAUAGCUGAUGUACCUUCAGAAGAACAUGCUUACACAUUUACAGCACCUAACUUGGUUUAUAUGACAAGCAGUGUGGCACCAUGACAGUCAGGACACUCGGGCUGGUCUUUAAAACCUCCAUUAAUGAACGAGUGGCAUUUAAGCGGCUUUGUCUGUAUUUGUGGAAAGGUCAGAGGUCAGGAGAUGCACAGUCCUCCAUGUAGGUGUGAGCAGCGCUGAUGGCCUUGAAGGAUGCUGGUCCGUCGCCCCGUUUGUCCCUCUUAGUGCACCGUCCUGCGCAGUCUGCCUCUCUGCAGGGCCUGCACCUUCUUCUGGCGCUCGGCGACACUGCUGCCAAGGCUCUGCUUGAGAGGGGGCAGGGAGAGCCUCCCGCCCACACUGGACUGCAAUUCGGGCCUGAGAGGGAGAAGACAGGGAGCACAGCAGAAUGCCUUAUUAAUAUGCAUACAUCUGUCUGUAAUGGAACAAUUUCGAUUGUAAUGGUUUGCUUCUCAGACGGCCACAGAAAGCAACUAGUUACCAUUUUUGCACUCCCCGUAAUCCUUGCAGGCUUAAAAUGGACUAUAUUUUAUACCCCCCUGGCCAGUUUUUGCAAUAUCAUACAAAACUUACAAGCUUUUAGGUAUCUGACCCCAACUGUAUUGUGCAUUUAUUGUUGUCACUGCCUUUGUGAUAUGUGGUCAUGUGGCUGAAAUAACACUCCACCCUGUUGGCGAGUUUGUGUUAAUGUCUGUAAGAAGGAAAGGUUUUCUGCUGCAAAACUCAUGACAGACUGGAUAGAGAAUGAUUAUGUAAUGACGUUCAGAAUGUUGUAUUAGCAAAGUAACUUGGAGGUGGAGCUUUAAAAUUUUGUGGGGUGAAAAAUUUUCCCACAUGUGUACAAGUAUGUGUUUUUUUUGUAUGGCAUUUAAAGGGUUAAUACAGACAGGAAGUCUAGGAGUGGAAGUCUUGUUUUCACCUCUAAAGUUACUUUUACCAUUGAGGCACAAGAAAAGGCUAGUAAUACAGACAUCCCUUGAUUUUUGUUUGAUUAGAUUCUAUAAAAUUCUGAGAUAUAAAAGUACCUUGUAAUGAUUUUAUUAGCUUUGGGCUGCAUUGAAACUAAUUUAAAAUAAAGGUAAAGAUACUGUCUCCACAGA
This is a messenger RNA of Scleropages formosus (Asian bonytongue), 3876 nucleotides long. RefSeq names its product mediator complex subunit 15 (gene med15). Gene Ontology annotation, molecular function: transcription coregulator activity. The transcript is spliced from 18 exons. The record is from RefSeq and is a predicted model, not a curated record. NCBI's taxonomy places the organism in Eukaryota, Metazoa, Chordata, Actinopteri, Osteoglossiformes, Osteoglossidae. Gene Ontology annotation, biological process: regulation of DNA-templated transcription. The coding region runs from base 22 to 2520 and encodes 832 amino acids.